This is a messenger RNA of Trypanosoma brucei brucei TREU927, 783 nucleotides long. Its product is annotated as adenylate kinase, putative. The record is from RefSeq and is a predicted model, not a curated record. Lineage: Eukaryota; Euglenozoa; Kinetoplastea; Trypanosomatida; Trypanosomatidae. Gene Ontology annotation, biological process: nucleoside triphosphate biosynthetic process. Gene Ontology annotation, cellular component: cytoplasm. Gene Ontology annotation, molecular function: nucleoside diphosphate kinase activity; ATP binding; AMP kinase activity. The transcript has a single exon. The coding region runs from base 1 to 783 and encodes 260 amino acids.
AUGGCGGACCUUUCCGAUAAUAAGUUUGCCUACCUCAAAGACAAAAAUAUACCACAACUCAUGGAGUAUAUUCUACAGAAACUCGUCACGGACCUUCCUGAAAAUCCAAUGCAUUAUAUUGGGGAACUGAUGGAAGAACCCGUUCCACCGAGGAUUAUUGUCGCCGGCCCACCCGGCAGCGGCAAAGGGACGCAAUGCGAAGCCAUUGCAGAGAAGUUUGGUGUUGUACAUAUUUCUACUGGAGAUUUAAUUCGGGAAGAAGCAACAGCGGAUACGGAGGAAGGCAGAGAGUUGGCGCAGUUGAUGGAAGAAGGCGAUUUAGUCCCUGACGAAUUCAUCUCUCAGUUGGUUUACCGCCGCCUUCAAAAAGACGACGCGAAGCGGUUUGGUUGGCUGCUUGAUGGUUUCCCCCGCUCCAAACAACAGGCGAUGGAAUUGGAUACAUGGAUGUGCCCUCCACAUCUCUUCAUUUUGUUGGAUGUAGCGGAUGAAGAAGUUUUCAAACGCAUUGAACACCGUCGUGCCGAUCCCGUGACGGGGAAUGUGUAUCAUUUAAUAUUUAACCCACCCCCAAAGUCUGAUAAAGAAUUAUGGAAUCGCCUCGUGCAGCGGACAGAUGACCAUCGCGACACGGUGGCGAAACGGUUGGAAGUAUAUCGCGAGGAAAUAAGUUGGUUGAUGGGACACUACGGUGGUAUAACCGAAGUUGUGGAUGGGAAUCAGGGCAUCAGAGCCGUUACAGCGGAUGUACUGAAAACAGUGGAGAGCCGGCUGUUGCGUUGA